AAUCAAUGGCGCCAUUUUUGUUGUCUGCGAAUCAGGCACUCUUUUAAAUUUUUUAAUUUUUGGCAUCAUAUUUUUGUAGUACUUUUCCACGAAAAGCAGUUUCAAUGCUCAUUCAAACAAUGGAGAAUAAUGAAGAUAUCCUUCAAGCUCUACAUGGCACGUUUGAUAGAGAAAAUAUCACCUUUUGACAGUAAAAUUUAGGCCACAUUUUUAGACAAUCCUGCUAACAUUUACGGUUCUUUUGUAACAGAGUUCGAGAACAUGUCGAAUGCCGAAAAAUUCUUAACACAAGAUCUUGAGGAUAUGCUCUCAUAUAUUGCCAAGACAGGCAGAGUGUUGUAAGUAUGUCCAUUAAGCUUAUAUUUAUACCUCUUAAACCUUCAUUUGACAUGGGCGCGUGUUUAUGUCGUGUUUUGUCGACUGAAGGUCGUCAAAGUUGCUUUUGUUACAGGAUUUUUAUCACCUUUGUGAAGUUUAUUUGACCUAAGAGGGAUAAUGUAAUUUAAGGACAUUAAAACUGGACUUGUAUUGGAGUAACAAUUUCAAUUUUUUUUUUCGUUUAUGAUUAACCUUCGUGAUCAUCUCACUUCAAUCAACUUUGGCCAGCGGUCCUUGUGAUGCAUGAUUGCGUAAUAUAUUUUUUAGUGCUUUUCAACUUUUUAUUUCACCCGUAUUUGAUAUUUCUUUUAAUUUUAAUCGGUAAGAUUUCCGUAUUACCCCAUACAUUUUUAGGCAUACAUGUUUUGACUCUAUUCAUUUUAAACUAUUUGUGAGAUUAGAUUGAACUACCACCCCUCUGGAAAUUCCAGUUGAGGCUCAUGAUUUCCUUUAUAAAUUGUUGACCUUUAAGAUUCUUCCCCCCCUCAGUAUUUUCAACCCUGACCCUCUGACGAUGACCCUCUGUGAGGUGUGUGUGUGUGUAGGGGAGUAUUUUCUAGAACAAUACACUGAAAGAUAAUGUUGAUAAUUGGUUAGGUAUUCCAAUGUAUUCCAGGUAUUCCUUUAAUUUUUCUCCAACUUUUUUUUGUGAUAGGUUUCCAUGGAAUUCUUUAAAACCAGUGUUCCUUUUUAAACUAGACAAGGUAACGUGUAAAGUUAUAGACACUUUUUACCAUCAAAUAAUAUUAUUUCAGAUUCAUGAGUUUAAUGACUCUAGUUUAUCGACAUGACUUGAUCUCUUUGGCAUGUUCACCAGGUGAUGCGGGAAUUUUUUGAAAACAGUCCAUCUAGGAAUGCCACAUCAUCUGAGCCUACUGUUACCGCAGACUUUGAAGUGAUGAGGCAGAGACUUUUAGACUGCUUGGAUUCAUUUACCAGGUUACUGCGACUUCUAUUUAAUAUGCCACUUGUACUAGUACACUACCUCAGUUUAUGUUUCCAACAGUUAAGGCAUAAAAUUUCUCAGUUUUAAAAAUUUUAAACAUGGUUAAUUCUUUCUUGCUUUUCAGUGCUCCUUUCACCAUUCAGCGACUUUGUGAACUAAUGGUGGAGCCAAGAAAAAAUUACAGUAAUAGCGAAAAGUUCAUGAGAGGAGUAGAAAAAGUAAGAGAUAAUCAGAGUUACAACAAACUUUGGACGUUGCUUUUUAAGUCACUAGUGUGUAAAACUCAGAGCUGUCAAAAAGUUUUAAGUAGCUGGCUAAUAAUGAAUAGUAGGUGGCUUUGGAACUCGCUGCAAAGGCACAAGUUCUUGAGGGCAGAGGUACUAGGGGUAUUUUGAAAUUUAGAGUCUCGGAAAUGGCAUUUCCAGGGGUUUUCAAUAUAUUAGUACUUUCCACCGUGGAUGCCAUGUUGUUUCAUCAGAAUACACACAAGACUGGGAACAAAUUUGCCAUCGAAAUGUCCCAGGCAUUCCACAACAUUGCAUGAUUUGCAUGUUUCAUAGAUCUAAACCUGUUUAAAUAUGCAUUCAAUGUCAUUCAACACUUGGAAAUGGAUGCUUUAUAAUUUUAUUCGAUGGUGCUUAUUUUUUGUUAGCAGUUAUGGUAGAAGGACAUGAAAGUAGCCAGCAAAGGAUGGCUAACUAGCCAGCGGUUUUGUCCGGCCACCGGCCCUUUUUGGCAGCCCAGCUGGUUACAACAAAUUUUGGGCAUUGCUUUUUAAGUCACUAGUGAGUAAAACUUCACAAUAAUUUUGUUGUUGUUUAUAGAAUGUUCUUGUGGUCAGUACCGUGGAUAUCAACAGAGAUGAUCUUGCUGAGUAAGUGACAUUAGACCUCAUUAGGUACUAAAAUUAAUGUUAAUUAUUGUGAUGGUGGUGAUGUUGAUGGUAGUGAUGAUGAUGUUGUUGGUGAGAGUGAUACUUGUGUGGUUGAAGAUGAUGAUGAAGAAUUGUAACUGCUGAUCUAGCAGAAGAUGUUUGCUGUUACAUCUACAUGUAAUACAGUCAACUCUUGCCUUGGGGUCCCCUAGCUAUAAAAGGCAAAAAUCCUCUGAAAAAUGAAUUACAAACACUAACAGAUUCUCGCUAUUAAUAGCACUAACUCUCUACGGUAAUGCAAGUUGACUGUAUUAAGUGCUCAGCAAAUGGCCUGAGAGGUACAUGUACAGUGUAACCUUUGCCCUGCUGACACCUUUCCAUCACAGACACAAAAACGAUAAUGAACAGUAGCUUAUCCCUUCCAAACUUAUAGACAUUUAAGUGAAUAAUAUAUCUCACUACAGUUGAACUUCCACUGUUGGCCACCUCUAUACAACGGCCACCUGUCUACAAUGGCCACUUUUUUUGGCGAACAGUCCAACAAUGGCCACCUCACUACUUCAGCUCAACUUUUUUGUCCUCAAGGUGGCUGUAAGGGAGAGGUUCAAUUGUAAAACAGACAUUUUUUUAGGUCCUGUCAGCACAAUUUUGUUGAUCUCACUCUUGUUAUGACAGACACCAAGCAGAAAGGAAAUUCUUCUCACACCCCAAAAUUACAGACUCUGGCUAUUAUGGACAUGAACUUGUGCUCACUAGAUAUUGGAAGUUGACUGUACAAAGUGGAGAAAACAAUAUUCUGAUCACUUGGUAUACCUGGUACGUGAGUAAGGAUUGAACUAUCUGAAUUUUUUUUUUCAGGAUGACCUUGACAAACAAUGUUGAUGGACAGCACAUGUUGUCUAACCUGCCCAAUGGUCCCGUUACAAAUGGAAUUAUGACUUACGCGAUCCCUUCUGAAGGGAACUCAGUGACUGAUCAUGGCUACAAUGAACGUGUUUCUCAUGUCACUCCUGAUAGUGUGAUAUCUCAAGUCACACCAGACUCAAAUGGAUCCACACCUCUUAAUGCUCAUGAAAAUGGACAUGAUCAACAAGAACAUUAUAACGAAAGUAGUUCAUCUGCUACUGAAUCCUCUCCUAUAGAAGAGUCUAAUCUUCCUGAACAACAACUUAGCGAGGAAAAGUGUGAGAGAAACAUGAACAAAGUUGAGGGAAAUGUACCCCAGGAAGAGAAGGCGCCAGAAGUAGAAAAUAAGGAUCCUGGUUCUUGUCUGGAUGCUCAUGCCGAACAGAAAAUCGAAAAUUCAGAGGAAGAGAAACCGAGCUAGCUUCUGAGCAAAGUAAGAAUUUUUGUGAAGAUGUUGUAAGGUACACAAAUCCAUAAUUCAAGCUUAUGAAUAAACCAUACUGGAACAGUGAAUAUGAGGUGUUGCAGUCCUGACUCUUUCUUUUCCUUCUAUCUCCUCCCCUCUAGUUGUUUUUCUUUUCUUUGUCCCUUUUUCUCCUCUUUUUGCUGGUUAUUUAGUAGGCGUUAUUUCAGUGGGAAAAGUUUUUGAGAAAGCUUUAAGUAUCUUAGAAUUAGAUGAAAAGAAAUUUAGGUAGGAAGUGGAAUAAGAUUUUCAUGGGAAUUUUCAGAUCAACAUUGCAUGGUUUCUUGCCUUUUUCUGUGGCGUCCUUGACAGAAUCAUGCUCAUUCUGGUAUGGUUUGAAAGAUCCCUUCACCCUGCACAAGUUAGCUGACAAAGUUGUCCUUGACCGUUACAACUGAUGACAUCCCAAGCGAUGGAAGGGACAUGGAUCUGUAGUAUGGAGUAUGGGUUAACAGAGUUUUUGUUCCUUCAUUUUCAGAAACAGAAGCAGUUAGUGAGCAGACGGCAGAACAAGCAGAGAUCAAGGAAACAAGUCCAUCACCUGCAAGUGAAGAAGAAGAGCCAAUGGAUGAGAACUAACAGACCAUUGUCAUUAAUUUAAUGUGGAAUAUGGUCGUGUAUUUUAGCAACUUAUUCAUUCUCCAUUCUACCAGUAUCCGCAUGUACAGGCUGUAGUAAUGCCAUGAGUUAGCUGGAAAAAGGAAGAAUGCAAAACAACAGCUUACAACUGCUUUAUCGUGCAACCAGUUUUUAUUAUUUUGGGUGACUUAUUUGUUUGUUUGCUUUUUACAUGACAGUGUUUAAAAUGUCAUAUUACAGUCAAGCCAGGUUGAGCAUACACCCCAAGUUGCCAUUAAUGAAUUUAUUAUUUAAAAGUUGAUUCUGGUAGUAGUUGUAGAUUUCAGAUUCAUCUCUGCUUUCCUGCAUGUUUGAUGAGCAGUGAAUUCACACGCGAGGUAGUUAUGAAAUUUUUACCACGCCAGUUUUCUUAAAUUUGAUCUCAAUGUCUUCAAAGCAGUUUUAACCAUUGAAGAUUUCUCAAUCUGACCAAUAAUUACGUCGUAAAAAAUUCACUGCUCAUUUUUCAUGCACGAGUGCAGAUAUGAAUUUGAUACUGGUUGAGGCAACGACCAACAGAUUCAUUUUUCAGAUAAACGAUUCAUUUAUGGAAUCUAUGGGCGUAUGCUUGACGCGGUGUGACUGUAGCUGAGACAUCCUUUGUCGUUGCAACAUAAAGGUGAAUGAACUUUAUCAUGAUACAUUUGAUCUCUUUAAAGUGCUUCUUGUUCACUUUGUUCGUAUCAUUCAGGAAGAGAGCCUGAUACAAAUCUUUUUCAGAGUACAUUAGCACCCCAAGAACUCAAACUCGGGUAACUCAAUCUCCCUGCUAACUUGGUUAUCUUGAAUUCAAAUGACUUGAAUUUCCUACAUGAAUUAAAUGUCCUUUUCGUUGAUAAAAAAUGUCACUAAAAUUUACUCCAGUAAUUCAAAUUCUGGUUCUUGUAUUAAUGUAACUCCACUCGGAUGCCAUCCCAUAAGCUCAGCCAUUUGUAUAAUUAGUAUAAAAAACACUUAAACUAACACUACAGCAAUUUAAUUUGAAUUGGUGCAAUGAACAGAUCACUGUACUAUACACUGAAGUGCUGAAAAAUCAAUAACUAUCAGUUAUUAACAUGGGAAAUUGAAUAUUCAUUCGAUGCUGAUAACUCAAACCCCCGCUAACUUGAACUGUUCUGAGUUUGAGUUACUGGGGUUCGACAGUAUUAAUUUUGCGGUACCUGUCACACCACAUUUGGAAACAAAAAGAAAAACAACAAACUUAAGACAGCUAGAAGUACAAACAAAAGCAUCACUUUCUUUAAUAUAUUUGGUUUUUUCAGUAAAUUGUAGGGAGGUUAAAACAACCUCUACAAGAAUAGACAAGAAGAUGAACUUUUUUUACUUUCUGUUAACUUGACUUAUUUUUCAUACACAGUUUUUUUUCUUCAGUUAGAGUUUUCAUCUAUGCCCUCAUUUUUAUUUUCUAAUAAAUAAGUAAUAAUUAACUGUAUAUUAUCAAAAUUUUAACUACUGACAUAAAGGGAAUCUUGUUUGAAAAUAUAUUUUCUUGUUUUACGGUAGAAGUCUUCAACCUUUUUCCAUCCAUACUAAAAUUAUUUAAACUCUCUCAACUGAGAGAGUUGUAUUGUAAAUGACUAUCAUGCAAAUCUUUCAUCUUUGAUUUCUCUCCUCUGCAGAUAAAUAAAUUCUUAAAGCUCUAAAUUUCUUAUUUUUUAUCAAUCCUUUGGGUUGCACCAGAACCAGGAUGGCACAUGAGAUUUUCUUCAUGCUAAACUUCUCAUUUAGGCAUUAAAGGAUCCAACAAGAAAAUAUCCUAGACCCAUCAACCUAGAAAAUCUGUUGCAUUCAAGGUGAUUGCUCACUUAAACAGGGUACCCAAGUUUUAUUC
Porites lobata is the source of this 6016-nucleotide messenger RNA. Lineage: Eukaryota; Metazoa; Cnidaria; Anthozoa; Scleractinia; Poritidae. The record is from the annotation of a GenBank genome assembly.